Messenger RNA from Babesia bovis T2Bo, 1006 nucleotides. RefSeq names its product ParA/MinD ATPase like family protein. The coding region runs from base 6 to 1004 and encodes 332 amino acids. Gene Ontology annotation, biological process: iron-sulfur cluster assembly. NCBI's taxonomy places the organism in Eukaryota, Apicomplexa, Aconoidasida, Piroplasmida, Babesiidae. The transcript is spliced from 4 exons. Gene Ontology annotation, molecular function: ATP binding; ATP-dependent FeS chaperone activity; 4 iron, 4 sulfur cluster binding. The record is from RefSeq and is a predicted model, not a curated record.
AACAAAUGCAUUGGAACGUGUCUCAUAUAGUAGCAGUCCACAGUUGCAAGGGUGGUGUGGGCAAGUCUACUGUUGCUGCAGGUUUGGCACUGUCUCUUAAAAACAACGGUCAUUCCGUUGGAAUCUGUGACCUCGAUAUAUAUGGUCCCAAUAUAGCUUCGAUUCUAGGUCUGAGCAAUUCGUAUGUACUAUGGAAACGAGUCCACUUCGCGGAAUCCGGGAUAGAGUACGAUACACACGGGGGUCAAGAUGCUAACGCCUUUAGCAUCGGCUCUGCAGCCACAUCCGGUGGCAAAGCAUCAUGUUGUUCUGAUGUGUGCGAUGACAUAGGAUUUACACCUGAUGAAACUGCUACUACAUGCCUUAUGGAGCCUAAGGAGGCUCACGGCAUUAAAGUAAUGUCAUUUUCUUUUAUCAAAUCUGAGCGCGAGUUGGGUUAUGCGGCAUAUCGAGGACCCAUUAUCGACCAAAUCGCAUCGGAGUUAGUAUUAAAAACAGAUUGGGGCCGCCUGGACUAUCUUAUUUUAGACUUACCGCCCGGUACUGGUGACGUGAUCAUAACACUUAUGGAGGACGUGAACAUUUCUUCUUUGGUUGCGGUCACUACGCCUCACGAACUCAGCAUCAAUGAUUUAUUUAAAGGUAUCAACCUUUUCCAGGACUACGGGGUGCCUAUUGUUUGUUUAGUUGAGAACAUGUCCUAUUUCGUAUGUGACGGUUGCGACAAGCUUCACCACCUCUUUGGCUCCAUUGACAUUGACUUGACAUUAAAAAGUUUGGGCAUAUCUGACCACGUAUGCCUGCCUAUUAUCCCUUCUGGAGUUGACUUUGUACAAUCGUUUUAUUCUAACACGGAUGUGCGUACAAAGUUCUUGGAGAUUGCCACUCUGGUCACUAAUUGCAUGAAUACAAACCGAAGUCAAUUCAGCUCGAUAAAGAGCACUCCACGUCACCAUAUCAUGAAGAAACACAGUCCGCCAUGCAGCAACGAAAUAAACUGGUAGAC